AUGAACGCUUACGAGCGGCACCAACGCUACAUUCGCGACUACGUGUUGUACUAUGGACGAGGGAAGCUGCCCGCCGUGCCCCAGAAGCCCACAAAGUCGGACGAUGACAUUCUCAAGCAGCAGUACCGGUUCAUUCGCACGGAGGAGGAUGAUCGAGCCGACGACUCGCGGGAGGCGUGGGAGAAGCGGCUGGCGCGACGAUACUACGAGCGCCUCUACCGCGAGUACUGCAUCGCCGACCUCACCCGCUAUCGCGAAGGCCAGGUCGGCAUGCGAUGGCGCGUCGAGAAGGAAGUCAUCAUCGGCAAGGGCCAGUUCAUAUGUGGCAACAAGCACUGCGAGGCGAAGGAGGACCUGAAGAGCUACGAGGUCAACUUCCAGUACGCGGAGGCGGGCGAGACGAAGAAUGCGCUGGUCAAGCUGCGCCUGUGUCCGCCCUGCGCGUACAAGCUCAACUACAAGAAGGAGCAGCAGAAGAAGAAGGAGGAGAAGAAGCGAAAGCGGAAGGUCGAUAAGGAGGAGCGCAAGCUGCGGAAGAAGAUGAAGAAGGAGGGCCGGGAGGACGAACUCGACGAGCUGGAGAGGAAGAAGGCGCGCGAGGCCGAAGAGCUGGCCGAGCAGGAGCGCAUCGAGAGGGAGGAGAAGGAGAAGGCCGAGCGGGAGGCCGAGAAGGCCAAGAACGUGUGGAAGAAGGACGCGCAAGUCGAGCAGACCAAGAACAGAAGCGAGGAAUUCGAGGACUACUUCCGAGGACUAUUCCCAUGA
Molecule: messenger RNA, 765 nt
Organism: Acanthamoeba castellanii str. Neff
Lineage: Eukaryota; Discosea; Longamoebia; Acanthamoebidae
Exons: 5
Coding region: 1-765 (254 amino acids)
Biological process (GO): dephosphorylation
Molecular function (GO): phosphatase activity
Source: RefSeq, a predicted model, not a curated record